Molecule: messenger RNA, 4093 nt
Organism: Mercurialis annua (annual mercury)
Lineage: Eukaryota; Viridiplantae; Streptophyta; Magnoliopsida; Malpighiales; Euphorbiaceae
Product: transcriptional activator DEMETER-like
Exons: 20
Coding region: 658-3591 (977 amino acids)
Biological process (GO): base-excision repair
Molecular function (GO): DNA N-glycosylase activity; DNA demethylase activity; 4 iron, 4 sulfur cluster binding
Source: RefSeq, a predicted model, not a curated record
UUAUCAAAGAAGGUGGAAGAAGAAUUUGUGGGAGUUGGAAAACCAAUGGGUUCCUGUAACGCCCGCACCGCUUAAAGUUUACACCAAAAGGUGCCGCAAACCCACUUCACUUGUUGUUCCAAAUGUGGCUAGACGCUUGGAUUUCUCGGCCUCUCCCGAUUCUACUAGUCAGCCAUCACACAAUCACUGUAAGUCUACCAAUUUUUCUUUUAACAUUAUAUUUUUUGUUAUGUUGCUUUAAGAAAUCAUUAGAUAUGUUAUUCAUUAGUUUGAAGUUGAUGACUUGGGUCAGUUUUUAAUAACUUUUUGUGCAAUCAGCAACCAAUUUAACCACACUGUUUUAUAAUGUUUUUCAUCUUGAAUUAAGGUGAUGGACAAAAACAUUUGCAAGGUGAUUUUGUUUUUGUUAAGGAAAACGAGAAGCUUCAUUGUAGUGAUGGUUUAGAGCCACCACCAACUCCAUCAGUGAAGCAAAUUGCGAGGAAAAGACCGAGAAAUGAUUCGGAUGUGAAUCAAAGGCCGUUGACAACUAAGAAACUUCGGUAUAGGCCUAAGGUUGCAGCUGACGGAACGAAAAGAAGAGGUAAGAUCGAACUUGAAAGUAAGGCGAAAAGGAAGCAUGCAAGAGGAGAAACGGAGUCCAAUAUAAAGGGGGAGAUGAAGUAUGCAAGACAGAGCUGUGAUGAUGUAUCGCAGGAUUCAAACCUUGAAAUGAAGUCAGGAAAGCAUUUGCAGUCUGAACUUAAGUUGGAGAUAACAAGGAGGUCCACAAGAAUUGCUUGUACAAUGAGCAAAACAUUUGACUGCCAAACCAACUCCUCAUUGACUCAUACAAGUUUUCUAAAAGGAUGCAGGAGUAAGAGGCAGAGGAAAUCAGAAGCAUCCAUCCUUGCCUUGCAUAUAAAAGAGAAGAGACAUGAAGGGUCUAAUCGAAGAAGAAUAGAAUCAAAUGCUAUAGUUCCCUAUCGAAAAUCUCAUUCCGCCAAGAGCAGAGACGUAGGUGCUAUAGUUCCGUACCAGAGUCCUAAAAGAAAACUAAAAGCACUGGUCCUUCUUGAUGAUGAGACAUUGAGACAGUAUAAUUUGGUGAUGAAAAUAGACGAUGGCGUGGGUGAGAAACAGGAAGACGAAGAAAGACAGAAGAAGUGGGAAGAGGAAAGAACAAUUUUCCUUGCUCGUAUCAAGUCAUUCUCUUCCAAAAUGCAUCUCAUCUUAGGAGAUAGAAGAUUCAAACCAUGGAAAGGAUCAGUGCUGGACUCAUUGGUUGGAGUUUUCUUAACUCAAAAUGUUACUGAUUUUCUUUCAAGUGCUGCUUACAUGUCACUUGCGUCGAAGUUUCCUAUUCGAUCAACAAGCAACCAAGAAGCAUCUGAUGAUGAACUAGAGAACGAGUACGGUCAAGAGUCAAUUGGAGCUGAUUCUGUAUACACCGGAACACCAGAGGAUUCAAAUGGUAAUAGAUAUUAUGUAGCUGAACCUGAAUCAAAAACUUCAGUAGAUGUUGAAGAUACUGGAAGAACCAUCAUUCAGCUAGAACCUCAUAUAGUACUAACAUGUGAAAACCCAUCAAGAGCUACAGAGGGCAUAAAUCCACUAUCAAGCUCAAAGAGGUUAAACUGCGGUACAUUUGAAAAACCUUGUUCUUCUUCCAGUGCCAGAAAUAAUUCUCACUUCAUCAAAGAUAAUCAAGCUGAAAAUGGUCAUGAAGAGAAAGUUUUACUGGACAUGGAUUGCAGCUCAGUGGCAGAAGUUGAGAUUGAAAAAACUCUUAGCAAGGAACAAAAUAAGCCUGAAGAGAUGGUAUGCGAAGAUUGUGCUUUGCAUCCGAUUACUUCUAUCUCGAGUAUGAAGGAUAAUAGCUCGGGUGUGGCUUCUGCUAUGACAAAAAAGACGAGUAAAGGGAAGAAAAAAGUUGUUGAGGAGAAGAGGAAUUGGAAUGAGAUAGGAAGAGAAUAUUCCAGACACAGAAGUAGGGCUGCGACAGAUUCUGUGGACUGGGAGGCAGUUAGGCAUGCACCUCAAUCUGAGGUAGCUGAUGCCAUCAGAUCACGAGGGCAGCACAAUAAUAUUGCAGAAAGAAUCAAGGCAGUUCUUAAUCACAUAAAUGAACACCACGGAAGCCUUGAUCUUGAAUGGUUGCGAUAUGCCCCACAUGAUAUCGUUAAGAAAUACCUGCUGGAAAUAAGAGGAAUAGGAUUGAAAAGUGUGGAAUGUUUACGGCUUUUGACACUUCAUCAUAGGGCCUUCCCAGUUGAUACAAAUGUUGCUCGGAUAGCAGUGCGUUUGGGAUGGGUUCCCUUGGAACCACUCCCUGGAAAUCUUCAGCUUCACCUUUUAGAAGAGUACCCAGUCAUGGACACCAUUCAAAAGUAUCUCUGGUCCCGACUGUGCAAGCUCGACGAACAAGAACUGUAUGAAUUGCACUAUCAGAUGAUAACUUUUGGAAAGGUAUUUUGCACAAAGUUAAAUCCAAACUGCGGUGUUUGUCCAAUGAGGGCAGAGUGCAAACAUCUUGCGAGUGCAACUGCAAGCAAAACUCUUUGCUUACCACGCCCAUCAGGGAAAGGUGAAGAGAUGUUCGAGGUUCCUAGCUUGUGUUUUGAAAACUCUGCUGAUGUUGCUAAUAGUGCUCUGGUUCGAGAUUCAACACCAAUAUCUACCCAAACUCAAGAACCAGAUUUUGCAAACCAGACGUCUGAACCCAUAAUAGAAGAGCCAAAAUCACCACAACUUAUAGAUGACAUUGAAGAUUUUGGAAUGCGUUAUGGAAUUGAUGAACAUAUUGUCAACAAGGAUGAAGAAAUUCCUACCUUAAUUCUAAGCAAUGAACCGUUUAGGACCAAUGUGCAGUGCUUUAUGGACAAUUACUGGAAUAUUCACCAACCUGAAGGUUCAUCAAGAGCUAUAGUGCCACUAUCGGUGAAUGUUGAUUCAGUUCCUGUGCGCAAAUUGAAGAAUAUCAGCCGCUUGCGGACUGAACACCAAGUCUAUGAACUUCCGGAUGAUCAUCCACUUCUGGUUGGGCGAAGGAAACGAGAUCGCAAUGAUCACUCCCCUUACCUUCUUGCUAUAUGGUCACCAGGUGAGACUCCAGGUUCCUGCCAACCUCCCAAGAAAACCUGCAAUUUUCAAGGACCUGAUCAACUCUGCAAUGAUAAAACAUGCUCUUUCUGUGAAAAUGUUCGGGAAACAACAAGUAAAACAGUCCGCGGAACCAUUUUGGUACCGUGUAGAACAGCAAUGAGAGGAAGGUUUCCGCUCAAUGGCACAUAUUUUCAAGUUAACGAGGUAUUUGCUGACCAUGAAACGAGUCAAAAUCCGAUCAUUGUUCCCAGGAGUUCAAUAUGGAACCUACCACGGCGGACUGUAUGCUUUGGUACAUCCCCAAAUACAAUAUUUAAAGGAUGUUCAUUGGAGGGGAUUCAAGAAAAUUUCUGGAAAGGUUUUAUUUGCGUUAAAGGUUUGGAGGUAAAUACUGGUGCUCCAAAACCUUUAGUCAAGAGAUUUCACUGUCCUACUGGUAAGACGAAAACAAGGGUCAGGAAAUCAUUGAAAGAAGGUGAUGCUAAGAGCACCAGAAGCAUGAGGUAAGUAGGACAAGAAUAAAGGAGACUUGGCAGGUGGGCAGCAGAAAGAAGGUAAAGUAUACUAUCUGAUAAUGUUAGAUUUAUAUGGAGAAACUUAUUUAUUUUGUUCCAUACAGGUGAAAAGUUUAGUGUAUCUGCAGAUGGUUGUACUGAAUUGGUCUUGAAAGAUCGUGUAACUAAUGACAUUGAAUCUUGUUGAGCAAUCAGCGUGGCGCUUGGAGAUGCUGAUCAUACCAAUGUUUACAUUCAUAAGAAGCUGGAAAACGAGGGGGAAAUAUAUUUGUGAUUCAAGUGAAAGAAGGUGAAGAAAGAUUCCGAUGUGUGCUAAGGUUAUCGAUGAAGACGUUGCGAAAUCGAAGCGGCUCCAGGCAAUAUGGAAUUAAAGCUUCUGCAAAGCUAAACACUCCAUCAAUGAAUCAACUCAUUCCUAUUUCAUGAUGCAUUUCAUUUUUUUUCUUCUUAUGUCUUUGGUUUGUUGAUGAAAUUCAUUUGGAGAUCUAGCUAUA